Ochotona princeps (American pika) is the source of this 827-nucleotide messenger RNA. It is a transcript of the gene FRAT2, whose product is annotated as FRAT regulator of WNT signaling pathway 2. Gene Ontology annotation, cellular component: cytoplasm. NCBI's taxonomy places the organism in Eukaryota, Metazoa, Chordata, Mammalia, Lagomorpha, Ochotonidae. The transcript has a single exon. The coding region runs from base 63 to 764 and encodes 233 amino acids. The record is from RefSeq and is a predicted model, not a curated record.
ACCCGAGGCCUAAACAGCUACCGCCGAAGCCCGCGGAGCUACCGGUGCCGCGGCGGGAGGCCAUGCCGUGCCGGAGGGAGGAGGAAGAGGAAGCCGGCGAGGAAGCGGAGGGGGAGGAAGAGGAGGAAGAGGGCAGCUUCCUCCUGCUGGAGCAGUCGGUGACGCUGGGCGGCUCGGGCGAGGUGGACCGGCUGGUGGCCCAGAUCGGCGAGACGCUGCAGCUGGACGCGGCCCAGGACAGCCCGGCCUCCCCGUGCGCGCCCGCCGGGCCGCCGCCGCCGCCGCAGCCCCCACGGCCCCCAGCGGACAAGGCCCUGGCCCCCGGCGUUGCGCUGCCGCUACCGUUGCCGCCGGUGUCGGCGGAGACUGUGGGCCCGGCGCCCCCGGGGGCUGUGCGCUGCGCCCUCGGGGACCGCGGCCGCGUGCGUGGCCGGGCUGCGCCCUACUGCGUGGCCGAGCUCGCUGCGGGCUCCAGCGCGCUGCCGGGCCCGUGCCGGCGAGGAUGGCUUCGAAGCGCCGCCACCUCCCGCCGCCUGCAGCAGCGACGAUGGCCCCAAGCCGGGGCCCGAGCUGGCGACGACGACCCGCACCGGCUCCUUCAGCAGCUAGUGCUCUCGGGGAACCUCAUCAAGGAGGCGGUGCGGAGGCUCCAGCGUGCGGUGGCUGCAGUUGCAGCCACGGGCCCUGCAGGCGCCCCUGCUUCUGGGGGUGGCCGCAGCGGCCCAGAGCCUGUUGCGUUGCACCCCUCUCGCGCGUUUCUCUGACGGCGUCCUGGAAGAGGCGGCAGCGGAGCCCACCCGACCACGUCCUGCCCUCGGCUACCCCGA